GUGCCUCCUAAGCAUGUCUACCGUGUGCUACAGUGCCAGGAAGAGGAGCUCACUCAGAUGGUUUCCACUAUGUCGGAUGGAUGGCGCUUUGAGCAGCUUGUGAACAUUGGCUCAUCCUACAACUACGGGAAUGAGGAUCAGACAGAGUUCCUGUGUGUGGUCUCCAAAGAGCUGUACAGCUCCCCCAACGGCCUGAGCUCUGAGCCCAGCCACAAAGCCAAGGUGAGACCGUUUUCUAUGGCCCUGCUCCCGUUGCCUGUGAGAUCCUUCGCUCUUGUUUGUUCCCUCUUUCUUUCUCUCUCCACUGUGACUGUGGGGUGCCUCAUUGGUGGAAUACGGGGACUUGUCCUGGUGUUCAGCACUGUGGCAUUACAUCCAUUUCCCAAAAGGAGGAGUGCGUGUGCUGAGAGUGGUGGUAUCCGGCUGUGUGUGGGAAAUGGCUUUAGCAAGUGA
Messenger RNA from Phaethon lepturus (White-tailed tropicbird), 453 nucleotides. RefSeq names its product BTB/POZ domain-containing protein KCTD5-like. Gene Ontology annotation, molecular function: cullin family protein binding. Gene Ontology annotation, cellular component: Cul3-RING ubiquitin ligase complex; cytoplasm. The record is from RefSeq and is a predicted model, not a curated record. Gene Ontology annotation, biological process: proteasome-mediated ubiquitin-dependent protein catabolic process. Lineage: Eukaryota; Metazoa; Chordata; Aves; Phaethontiformes; Phaethontidae.